UCAGAGAUACUGUGGGUUGGUGUCAAUGAACAGGAAAUAAGAACAACGAUCGGGUUUGAUUUAUUGCCACUAAGUGGUUACCAGCUGCUUUGUAGCCGAAGGUGAAGCAGCGGACAGAGACAGCUGAUCAACAGGGUUCAAAACGGACCAGUGGGACCGAGGUCAACAUCUACAAUAUGUGGUCCAAUCCAGCAGCUACAAAGUACCACGGCUUGGAGAACCAAGGGGCAACAUGUUACCUGAACAGCGUCCUGCAGGUGCUUUUCAUGACCAAAGACUUCAGAGAUGCUGUGAAAAGACACGUCUGUGACAACCCUGGCACUGAGUCUAUUGAUCAUCAACUUACAUCCUUGUUUGAUGACUUACAAAAAUAUGACGCUUACACUUUCAACAUCACAAAGAAGCUGGGCAUCGAUAACGUGUAUGAACAACGUGAUGCUGCUGAGUACUUUGAGAAGAUUUUACGUCUGACCAGUGAAGCUGCAUCACAGAUCUUCCACGGAAAGUCGACCCAAAAGACUAAAUGUUCUACAUGUCAUACUGGGACUGACACUAACGAGGCAUUCUGGAAUAUUCCUCUUGCUUUGGGGAAUUUCUACAGUGGAGACUACAGCGUGGAGGACGGCAUUGAGGGACAUUUCAGAGCUUCACAUUUCAGAGGAGAAGACCAGAUGUACUGUGAUGUGUGUGGGGCCAAAUCUGAUGCUACCAUUACAUUUGAAAUAAAGCAUCAUCCAGAGGUUUUGAUGCUGCUGCUGAAGAGGUUUGAGUUUGAUUACCAGUACAUGACGUAUGUCAAAAGCAACCUCAAUGUGAAAGUUCCCGUCACCCUUCAGAUACCAGAGAAUCAGACGUAUGAACUGUACGCGGUUGUGGACCAUGUUGGAGAUCUGAGGAGUGGACAUUACACUGCAACAAUCAGAUCUCAGGACGAUGGGACAUGGUACCGCUUUGAUGAUACAAGGGUCUCAUCGUAUGAACACCAGCCGUUUGAGGAGAAGAACAUUGAGACGUCCUCCAGCGCUUAUCUGCUUUUCUACAGGAAGAAGACGGUGCAAGUUGCUGACACUUGUACUCAGGAGAUCGGAGAGAGGUCUUCUCCUGGAGGCGUCCCCCCUGCUACCAAUGAUAUUCUCAAUGACCAGUGUAAAGAUCCUGUAGAGAGAAGCCAGCAGAUUGAGGAGGCAGCAAAGGCAGAUAAUGAACCUCCAGGAGCUUGUUCCAUAAAAAUAAAUGAAGAAGCAGGAAUUAAAGACAUAGUUGGUGUUGAGAAAACUCAACUUGGAGAAAAUAUCAUUGAUCCGUAUGAUGGCACCAUCAGAACAGGUGAUGUUAGACACAGCAGACCACAGGAGGGUCUGGAGGGGAAAGACAUGCAGAACACAAAGCAAAUACAGGGAGUCAGCAACAUGCAACCUCAGCAGGUUUGUGUUGACGCGCAGAAAGAGGAAAAAAUGGAAAUUGUUGUAAAUACAGACAAAUGGGAAAGUAAAGGAGGAAUAAGUUCAACAAAGUACCCAGACGGGUAUGCAGAGCCUCAGGAUGAUGAACGUUUCAAUCAUGUAAGACAAAACAUGUAUGACAAUCAGAAAGGGAAACAUGUAGUCAGUCCAGAUGACUUCAGACCUGUUGAACAGGAAGUUGGAGAAAAGAUGAAAGCAGAGGGAGCAAAGCCGUUGACAAUAAUUGCCGGAUGCUAUGAUGGCAUUGAAGGCAAGACAGUCGGUAAAAGUAAACCAAACCGCCCAAAGGAUGAACAGAAUAAACAACGUGUUGAAAGCAGGUUUUAUCAAAGCAAUCUGAGGGUCGAGGAGAGGGAUGUGAAGGGAGACCAGCAACAAGAGAGAGGGGUUGAUGAGCAUGCACACAGGAAAGGUGCAUCAGACAGACAAGAACAGGAUCAGAACGGAAGUUCAGAGUGUGGUACAACACAGAAAGAUGUUGGUGCAGCAAUGAGGGCCAAAGGAGGCAAUGAAUGUGUUGAUGGAGCAGAGGCUGUUCUUAGAAGAGCAGGAAGUAGCAGAGUGACAGAGAACAGAGGAGAUGGCUGUGUUGAAAAGUCUCAUCCAUGAAAAGCAACUACUGCACUCAGUGAGGAUACUGUGGAAGGAAGACGUACUUCAAAGAAGUCAAAAUCAUAUCAAGGAAAAAUAAGUGAUGUAGAAACUAGAAAUGGUGUUCAAGAAAUGACUGUGACAAAUAACUUCAGAAUAACAACUUUAGAAGAAAGCUCUGAAGGCAGCAUUAAGAGUUUGGUAGAAUAUGAUAAAGGAAACACUGAAAUCAAAUGUGAUCCAAACACAGAUGCAAUGGUCACAUUGCCAGAAGGUUUUUGCAAUUUACAACUGAACGCCUCGUCUUUGACAGCGUCACAGAAACGCAAAGACAAAAAGGAAAAGAAUGAGAUGGGGAGAAAAAUUCCUUCAAAUGCCGAAAGAAAGCCAAAUGUGUCUGAUGCACAAGAACCUGCUGUUUGGAAAAAACCUGCUGUGAAAGACAGGGCUGAGAAGAGGAGACACUUGAGGCGUCGCUGUUCCCCUCUGAAUAAAAACAAAAAAGACAAAAAGAAAGAAAAGCAGAGUUGCUUGUGUUUGUGUUUUCGCUGAAAAAUCAGAAAACUGCAGACUAGAAAAAGUGAGAUUCUAAAGAAGUUCAGUCUGGUUCAGUUGGAAAUAGAAAGUUAUGAUUUAGAAACUGACUUAAAUAUUAAAAUGUAAGGAAAACACGAAGAUUCUUUUUUGCUAUGCUAUUAUCCUUGUCGAUUUUAUUUUUUAAUCCUUCUGUAAAGUUGUUGAGAUGUAUAAAUGUCACUGAAUGCAACAUAUCGACUACAGUAAUCUAAGUUGAAUCUCAAAU
Pungitius pungitius (ninespine stickleback) is the source of this 2856-nucleotide messenger RNA. Its product is annotated as ubiquitin carboxyl-terminal hydrolase 47-like. Gene Ontology annotation, molecular function: cysteine-type deubiquitinase activity. Bases 177 to 2072 code for a protein of 631 amino acids. Gene Ontology annotation, biological process: protein deubiquitination. Lineage: Eukaryota; Metazoa; Chordata; Actinopteri; Perciformes; Gasterosteidae. The record is from RefSeq and is a predicted model, not a curated record. Gene Ontology annotation, cellular component: cytosol; nucleus. The transcript has 11 exons.